Zingiber officinale is the source of this 1491-nucleotide messenger RNA. RefSeq names its product E3 ubiquitin-protein ligase bre-1-like. The coding region runs from base 564 to 1274 and encodes 236 amino acids. The transcript has 4 exons. The record is from RefSeq and is a predicted model, not a curated record. NCBI's taxonomy places the organism in Eukaryota, Viridiplantae, Streptophyta, Magnoliopsida, Zingiberales, Zingiberaceae.
GUUUUUUGAUUUCCUCUUUCUCCAAUUUCUCGAUGAUGCUUAUCUCGGUCGCAUGAUUUGAAAUUUUGAGAUUUCUUUUCUUCGAUUGCUAGUGGGUUUUUCUUUAACGUUGAUGGGCUCGAUGAAAGACAUGACGGGCUGCAAAUUUGUUUUUUCUUUUUGGUCGUCAUCUUCUAAGGGGAUUCUGUUGUUUUUUUUUUGUCCACCAUCUAUAGUCUUAAUUUGUGCAAAAUUCCCAAUUUCUAGAAUUUUAAAGGAAAAUAUUAGUUUUCCCCUUUUGUUUUUGGUCUAUUUUUUACGGCAAAUUCAAUGAUUUUGGUAUGAAAUGACCACCCUUUCAUCUUUUUAUAGGGUUUGGGCGUGAAAGAAGUAAAAUAUCAUGAAUUUUGUUUCGUUUUGUUUGUUCUUUUCAGCUUUUGGGUUCUUUUGUGCGAAAAAUUAGGGUUUACCUCUUGGAUUAACAGUUUACUGCUGAAUCUUUUUGAUCGUACAUCUUUUGGUGAGUAUUUUUAUUGUUUUUUUGUGAGGCGCAGUUGAGAGUUGAGACUAAUAUUACGCACAGCAUGACCACUCUGGGACCUCCCAGGCGGGUUGCAAAGAGGCGUUCCCAAGUCAAAAGUCGGGCUAAAAUAGAUGUGGUAGACCUCAAUUCUCCUUCCAUUGUGAGCCACGAACUGGAAAUGUCUUCUGGUUCUGCAUUCUUGCAGGUAUCACAAGGGACAUCUGUUUCUAUGAAUUCACAUCGCAUUCAUCCCACUGGACAGCAUCGUAGUUCUGCAGCACCGUCCAAUGAUGCUCCAAAUAGUUUCAUCAUUGAUGUAGAGGAAAUUGAGGAUGAGGUCCAGCUGCUCCCGCUCCUGGCCUCUGGAAGGUUUCGUGAGGCAAGGAACCUUUCUAGGAGAAAUCAACCUUCAACAGUAUUCCUGGAUGAAGAACUUGACACUGACCCAAGAUCAGUAGCUACAGCCAGAAGUUCAGGAAACAAAAUAGUCAUCAACUGUGAUCUUUAUCCAGAUUUGCAAGAUGAAAAUUCGAAGGGCAAGAAGGUUGUUGAAUCUAUUCAAGAUCCACCAAAGCAACCAACUUUCUCUUGCCCCAUCUGCAUGAACACAAUGACUGAGGCAACGUCAACUAUUUGUGGCCAUAUUUUCUGUAAGAGCUGCAUCGUGGCCUCCAUUCAAGCACAAAAGAAAUGCCCUACAUGUCGAAGAAAGCUCAAUAUGAACAAUUUCCAUAGGGUGUAUCUUCCAAACAGUGACUGGCUGACUGACUGACGAAUGGAGCAGGACUGCUAUUUGAGUCCAUUUUGAAGGGUUUUAUACCCAUCUACCUAUAAUGUUAUAUAAGAUACUCAAGGCUUUCUUUAUUUUGGAAUAGGUUUUAUAUCAAAUGUAAGUCACAUUAACUUACCGUGUGCCAAAAACAAAAAUGUAACAGUUGCAAGUGGAUAUUAGCAUAAUUUUCCUAGUUAGUGUAGUAAACUAUUUGACA